AUGGCGUCAAUCUACAAGCGAGCCUCGAAAGCGCAAGCUGAGCAGGACGACUCCGACCUCUCAAUGAGCGACGCAGAGUCCUCGAGCACUCUUCAGGCUGACGGCGACGACGAUUCCUCUGAUGAAACAUCUGCAAGCGACAAAGACGAAACGCAAAUCUCAGAGAACAAACUCAAACAAGUCCCAGCGGAACUCCGAAACCGCAUUUUAAUGCUCACAUCUCGAGGCGUUUCGUUCAGGCAUAGACAUUUACUCACUGACCUCCACUCCUUAUUACCACACACCUACCUCGACACAAAACUUGACACAAAAUCCAACAACAACUACAACUCAGCACUGAACUCGCUAGCCGACCUCCACAGCUGCAACUACGUCUUCUUCCUCGAAGCACGAAAACAAGCACAAGAUCUCUACCUCUGGCUCGCAAAAGCGCCCAACGGCCCGACAUGCAAAUUCCACGUCGCGGGCAUCCACACCAUGGCUGAACUAGGCUUCGGAGGGAACUGCUUAAAAGGUGGACGAGGCGUGGUAGUCUUUGACAAGAGCUUCGAUGAAAUGGAAACAGGUGGUGGUGGGAAGGAAAACCUCGCGCUGAUUCGAGAAAUGCUACGAGGGGUCUUUUGUGUUCCCAGCAAGGGCGUACGAGGCAUGAAACCAUUCAUCGACCGUGUGAUAGGUAUUUACGGACUUGACAAUAAGAUCUGGGUCCGUAUUUACGAGAUCAGGGAGGGGAGUAAAGAUAAUAUCUCGACGCCAGAAGAGAAGAAGCUAUCUGAGGGUGCAGAUGUGGGUAGUGGUGUAAAAUUGGUGGAGGUUGGACCAAGGUUCAUCCUUACGCCUAUUGUGAUUCUGGAAGGCAGCUUUGGUGGUCCGGUGAUCUUCGAGAAUAAGUUGUAUGUCAGUCCGAACUUGGUCCGGAGAGAGGUGAGGUUAAAGAAGCAGGCGAAGUAUAGCCAGAGAACGUUUGAUCGAACGGAUCGCACGAGGAAGAUCAAGGAUUUGGGCUUGAAUACUGGAGCGGAGAAGAAGGUUGGUGUUGUGGAUGACCGGGUAUUGUUUCGAUGA
Messenger RNA from Lithohypha guttulata, 1065 nucleotides. It is a transcript of the gene BRX1, whose product is annotated as Ribosome biogenesis protein brx1. NCBI's taxonomy places the organism in Eukaryota, Fungi, Ascomycota, Eurotiomycetes, Chaetothyriales, Trichomeriaceae. The record is from RefSeq and is a predicted model, not a curated record. Gene Ontology annotation, cellular component: nucleolus. Gene Ontology annotation, molecular function: rRNA binding. The transcript has 2 exons. Bases 1 to 1065 code for a protein of 354 amino acids. Gene Ontology annotation, biological process: ribosomal large subunit assembly; rRNA processing.